CGGGAUCCCGGAGCCCGAGCCCGCCUGGGGCCGAGGCCGCCCGAGCCGCGCUUCGAGCGAACAUGGCAGCAGAAUGAGGAGGCUGGCGCCGGUUGGUGGCCUUGGUUGCCGCGCUGCAGCUCCAGAUCCGCGCCCGGCGCGCUCCGAGUCGCACCCUUAGUCGGCCUCCCGGUGGCCGCUGGCUUCUUUCAUUGGGAACCAGGGCGGCGGAGAAAGAAGUCCCCGCAGCGGAGCCAGCCCGUGCUUUGGGUGUCGAAUCGUGUGUGCGACCCGCCGGCUGCUGAAGCGACGCGGCAGAGAACCGGUCCGGGCUGCGGCGGCGCGCACGCGGGGAUGAGCCGGCCAUGGAGCGGCCUCGGCGGGGCGCACGGAGCCGGCCGGCGCCGCUGCGGGAGCGCUGCCUGAGCCCGGGCUCCGCAGGGCUUCGGGGCCUCGGGCGCACGGGGGGGUCCCAGACGCUGCCUCCGUGAAGGACGGGAGUCCUGCGUGGGGGACACUGCAGGAGUCACCGCACUGAGGAGCCUAGAGCCUGCUCCGUCCGCAUCUCGGUGCGCUGUCGGCACCCGGGCGCCUUGCCCGGUGCUGGGCGGCUGGCGCACCGCGGCGUGGUCGGCUGCAGGAGCCGGUGCAGGAUUGGCUCGAGAGGUGUGUGCGCGCGCGUUGGACUGGCGAUCGGGGCAGGAGCAGAACCGGGCGACCUGAGCAGCCAUGCUGCCCGGGGUGGGCGUGUUCGGCACCAGCCUCACGGCCCGUGUCAUCAUCCCGCUGCUCAAAGACGAGGGCUUUGCGGUGAAGGCGCUGUGGGGCCGUACGCAAGAAGAAGCGGAGGAGCUGGCCAAGGAGAUGAGCGUCCCCUUCUACACUAGCCGCAUUGACGAGGUGCUGCUGCAUCAGGACGUGGACUUAGUGUGCAUCAACCUGCCGCCGCCGCUCACCAGGCAGAUCGCUGUCAAGACCCUGGGCAUCGGCAAGAACGUCAUCUGCGACCGCACGGCCACGCCGCUGGACGCCUUCCGCAUGAUGUCAGCCGCACACUACUACCCCAAGCUCAUGAGCAUCAUGGGCAACGUGCUGCGCUUCCUGCCGGCCUUUGUGCGGAUGAAGCAGCUGAUCGAGGAGGGCUACGUGGGCGAGCUGUUGGUGUGCGAGGUGCAGGUCCACAGCGGCAGCCUGCUGGGCAAGAAGUACAACUGGAGCUGCGACGACCUGAUGGGCGGCGGCGGCCUGCACUCGGUGGGCACCUACAUCAUUGACCUGCUCACCUUCCUCACGGGCCAGAAAGCCGUCAAGGUCCACGGGCUGCUCAAGACCUUCGUCAAGCAGACGGACCACAUCAAGGGCAUCCGCCAGAUCACCAGUGACGACUUCUGCACCUUCCAGAUGGUGCUGGAGGGCGGGGUGUGCUGCACCGUCACCCUCAACUUCAACGUGCCCGGCGAGUUCAAGCAGGACGUGACGGUGGUGGGCUCGGCCGGGCGCCUGCUGGCCGUGGGCACCGACUUGUACGGGCAGCGCAACAGCGCCCCAGAGCAGGAGCUGCUGGUGCAGGACGCCACGCCCGUGAGCAACUCGCUGCUGCCCGAGAAGGCCUUCAGCGACAUCCCCUCGCCAUACCUGCGCGGCACCAUGAAGAUGAUGCAGGCCGUGCGCCAGGCCUUCCAGGACCAGGACGACCGGCGCACGUGGGACGGACGGCCCCUCACCAUGGCCGCCACCUUCGACGACUGCCUGUAUGCGCUCUGUGUGGUGGACACCAUCAAGAGGUCCAGCCAGACCGGCGAGUGGCAGAACAUUGCCAUCAUGACCGAGGAGCCGGAGCUGAGUCCCGCCUACCUGAUCAGCGAGGCCAUGCGCCGAAGCAGGAUGUCCCUCUACUGUUAGCGGAGACUGAGGACCUGUGGGACUUGACCUUCUGUGUGGGGGCAGAGAAGGGGAAACGCAGAGGGGUGCGGGUGGUCAUGGAGAUCGUGGGAGCUGGGGAGAGCACGAGUAGAUGCAUCUGAGAAGGUGAGCCCCAGCCCAGGUAAGGGCCCCCAGUCAAGAGCGUUGGUGGGCUGAGCUCAGAGCUAGGGGCCACUGGGAAGGGCCUGCCACCCCUCACAGGUUUUCUCUGGGUUUUGCAUGAGAGGGAGGAGGCUUGGCUGCCUCGGCUGCCCUUGACUGUGAGAAGCAAGGAGGGGAUGUCCCUCCCUACCUCAUCCACCCACACACCUUGGCCUCCUUUGCAAGACAAAUGGAGGCAAGGCCAUGGGAACCAGGCGCCCGGACCCCUGCCACAGGCAGGAGGUGGCACAUCAUCUCCUGUCCUCACAAGCCCAUCAGUCUAGAGAGUUGGAAAUGAGUUAGCUAGUGAGAACGUUCAGAUUCCAAGAGGCUGCUUUGUAUUCCACUUGAAGUGUCUGAAGGGAAAAGUACUUAGAAAGGGCUUAGUUUCCUUGACUGACCUUCCUCAUGGAAGGGCUUGUCUAGUUCCUUACCCUUCUCCUGGUGGGGUAAGGGAGCCUCCUCCCUUGGCUGAGGUUGGAAAAAAGAUCAGGACUGGCCGCAGAGAGCGGGGUUCCCUUAAGCUGGAAGGGGUAAGCGAGGGUACACAUUGCGUGGGAGCAGGGGAGGCAGAGAGGAAACCAUCCCUCUGAGCUUGUCAACAGUGGCUCCGAGAGGCCACCUUGUGCCCUUUCCAGUAAGGGCAGAGCGAGUGUGAGAGCCAUUCAUCUCUGGAGUGGCCUGGUGGUCUGCCACCUGGCUCUCCAGGCAGCACAGCCAACACCACACCAAGAGCGGGUUUGACUGAGUUCUCCAGAGCUGGGUCAGCCACGUGCCCCAGUGUUGCAGCAUGAGUCCCCAAACAGGGCAAAUGAGUGUAGCUGGGAGUUGCUUUGGGCUCUGGGAAAGCCAGCUUGGUGGAUGUAAAAGGGAAGCCUUCAGUUCCACGCAGAAUCCUAUUUCCUUAAGAAGGGGAGACAGGCUUUUCCCCUUAGCUUUGGCCUUAGCUUCCAGAAUUCUGACACCUGAAAACUUUUGAAUACCUAUUAAACAACGAUAAUAAGGAACAUGAUUUUCAGUAUUUCUAAAACGGGGGUUUGGAGCCCUCAGUGGGAUGUACGUGGGGUGGAGAAGGCUGACAUUUGAAAAAACAUCUUCUGCUUGCCCCUGGCUCUCUUGUAUUUUCACCCACUCUACUGAGCUUUCAUAGCGACAGCCAACUGCAAGCUCCGAGUGGGCAGUGCCAAAAGGGAACAUCCAGUGGCAUGGCACGCACACGUUUAUAAACGCUUACCAUCAUCAAACAUCACCAAAAUCAGCCUAAAAAACUCAGGUCUGAUCUUGAAAGAGAGACCGAGUCAAGUACAUUUUGAAACGUGGAAUUGUUAUCUUUGCUAACCCUUCGCACCGCCCCCCACUGGCCCCGUAAUACAUUCGUGAGGCUGGGUGUGGGGACUAGUCUGCAUGGCUUUGGUUCACAGACUGACUGGAGUCGAACAGGUGUCUUUGGUGUACAAUCGAGGAGAGGACUUCCUUUCCCAUAAGUGGCAGUAGAACUCGGAGGGACUAUGAAGGCCCUAGAGCCCACCCCCAGCCUCUCAAAGGGCAACAUCUGAAAAGGAACAGAGGUGUCCUCCUCUCUGGGCUCAAUGCACUUCAAAGCUCCCGGGCUGCUCCUACUCACAGGAAUAGUCCUGGAUGUGUCCAAGCACCCGGGGACCUUGUUCACCUUCCAGGUCUCGCUCUCCUGGGAAGAAUCGCCCCGCUCCCCAGGGCCCUCCUGCCACAUGCUGGGGUUAGUUAGUGGAAGCUGUCUGUGACAUGGUCACGCUCCCUGAGGGGCUGACACACUUCAGAAGGGCAGACGUGGUGGAUUGCAGGCGCAGGUUGGAGCGAAAGGCCCCAUUUGUGGAUUGUUUGGAUUUCUGUUCUAAACUGCCCUCUGGAGAAGUAGUUUUUGUGGAAACAGUAGAAAGAAUUUUUUUUUUCUUCCUAGCUUGCCUGAAAGACUGUGAUUAAGGAUGAAGGGAAAUAAAACUAGAUGACUCUACAGGUUUCAUUUUUUGACAUCAUUUAUAGUCUUAAGUAGAUAGUCUUGGUGUUUCAAUUUUGUGUUUCUGUGCUUAACCAUAAUACUUGAGAGAUUCCCCUACCCCUGCAAAGGCCUCAGAGCUCUGUGAUAAAAAAACAAAACAAAAAUUUGCAUUUGAGGCCAGGGGAUAGAGAAGGAAUAUAUAUUCUUUAAAGAAGCAUGAAAAAUAUUUUUAGUAAGUGUACUCAGACUUUUUCUACUGAUAUGCAUGUAGUAGGUAGAUACAGAAAUGAGAGGAAGAAAAGACCUAGGUAGUCCAUUUUUUAGUACAAAAAAAAAAAUGACAGCAAAUGAAUUUAAAAUACUUUGGUGUUCUGUUAUACUGGAGGCAGCCCCUUAAGGUCCUCACGUUCAGUUUCCCUUUGCCUCUCUGGUACCCUGCAUUGUGUGGAUGCCACUGAUCACCUCUACAAAAGUCCUAAAUUCCAAGUUCUCAGAGAGGAGGUAGGCAGGCCCAGGUGUUAAGGGAAUGCCCAGGGCUGGUUUGGAAACUCUGGAGUCUGUGACCACUGUUUCUCUAGGCCUUCUCCCCUUGCUGGGAAGAUUGCAUCCUGGGACCCCUCGGAUCUAGCUUAGCCUACCUGGCAGCGAAUACCACUGUGUGCAGAGCAUCUCAUUCGGUCCAUAAGACCAGUCCUAUGGGGUGUUAUCACCCCUGUUGACACACUAGAAAGUGACUUGUCCAAAAUCACCCAGCCAGUAAGCAGAAGGGGGCUCACUUGAAUCCAAAACCUUUCUUCCCCAAACCACAAUUCUGUUCUGCUGUUCAGGACGUGGAAAGGGUCUGCCCUCACCUUGGGCUGAGUGGGCUAAACCUGGAGCUCUGCUCCACCGCUGCCCCGUCCUCCUGUCCAGCAGGAUGCAACAUUUGGUGUGUUGCCAGAAGGUUCAUUAUCAGAGCUGCAAAUAGAAGUAGUCAAUUUUUCUUCCCCUCCCCAAAUGGAAAUAGCACUCAGCUUCUUUUAAAAGGAACUUCCUAGUUUGAUCUUUGGUUGUAGGUGACACGGAAAAACCUCAGAGUUGGCGAUCUUCAAAACCUUGUUGACUUCAGAGAUGGCCUUAGAUUUUGCUCUGGGGGUGGGGGGCUGAGUAUAACAUAGGAAAAUAGCUUUUCUCAGGGAGUGGGGCUUUCAAGGUGAUUUUUUGUGACUGGGAUUUGAGCUGAGCAUUUGUUCCUUUGUGUUCUUUUACUCUGUACAUCUCAUAGUUGCAGCUACUGGAUUUUGACUGGUGAUUACAAAUGGGGCUUCUGAUCUGAUUUCUCUUCUUUUCACGGGCAUAGGAGGAAAUCAGCUUUGCUAACAAUAUCCUGGGGACAAAGUAAAUCCAAUCCAUGUGACGGAACUUCAAUAUCUAAUGCAUUUCAUCCCCUCAUUUUGUAUGCAGAGAGAAUGAAGGAUGGCUAACGUCACCCCAAUUCUUUAGUAGUAGGGCUGGACAAGAAGCCCAGUUUCCUGAUGAGUCCCACCUUGCUUCACACAGCACCCUCAGAGAUAGAAUGGGGAAGGGUGCAGGGAGGUGAAGUGACGUGUCUGAGCUUCCCUCUUUGGUAGAGAGGUUGGGCCUCCCUUGGACUGUAGUCCCUGAGCUCUUACAGGUGAAUUCACUUUUCACAAACUCAGUUAUGUCUCAAAUAUACUCAGAAAACUAGCUUUUAAAAUCUUUCCAUUGUGACUAUAAUGUGAAUAAUCUCUAAUUUGUAUUUUAUUUGGUAAGGAUGGGGACGUUAAUUCGGAUUUUUCACCUUUGGGAUUUCCUGAGGCCCACCCCAACUAGCUUAGAAGUCCUUUUCCACCCUCUACCUGUAAAACCCAGGGAAGAAGUCAUGACACUGGGUAGCUUGUGGGGUGAUAGGAGAUCAACUAUCAGAACCCCAUAUUUUAAUUCCAUUAUGGGGAGAGGGAGGAGAGUGAUGAAAGAUGUCAUAUAGGUAUAAAUCGUGAGCCCAGAGACUCCACCAGUAGGGAUAGUCCGGAUGGACUGGAACUUCCAGGACAUCUCUCCAGAGGAAUUGAGACCCCCCGUGCUUCUCUAAAUAAAUUGAUGGGUUUGGUGUUCCCACUGGAGUCUGGCCGUAAAGUCAGUGCCAGAGCUGAGUGACCACAUGAGUCAGGAGUGGAAGGCAGUAGCCUGACAUUUUUCUCCCCUGAGUCACGCACGGAGCCUAUCUGCUGGAGCCCUUCAGAGGGUGGCCGAAGAGGCUGGCUCUCCUUCAGCCACCUCAAGGAUUGCAUUAUUGAAUACUCUGCUUUCUGCUACAUGCCUCUGUUUCCACCAGCAGUGAACAGAACAACAAAAAGAACCUGCUGAACACUCGGCCUGAUGAUUAGCACAGCCAUCCGAGCUCACCUGGGCAGGUGUUGGCAGGAAGUUCACAAGAGCCAUGGAGUCUUGUUGUCUCUGUCUCCCCCCUUCUCUGUCCAGCUCUCUGUUGUCCUCUGCAGCCACCUCAAGGGCUAAGUCAUUGAAUGAGCCCCUUGGUUCCUCCUUAUAAACGCAGUGAUUUAUUUGUGAUGCUGAGUCUAAUCCCAGGUUAAGAAACAAAAGCUUGUGACCUGACCUGCUCCUUAGUCUGCCCUGUGCCUUGUCCAGGGGAGGGAGAAGUUUCUAGCAAUUAUGACUUUGUUUGCUGCCUGGUGCUUUUAUUGUACUUCAUUUGUUCUGUGUGUAUGCAUUUUUUUUUUUAAACAAAAUUUGCAUUGGGUUUGGUCGUCAUCGUCAAGUAUGUAUUUAUUGUGUUUUACAAACAUGAGUAUAUAUGUAUGUAUAUGUAUAAAAGCAAACUUAUAUAUAUAAAGUCAAGGCAUGUAUACUAGAUAUUUUAAAGAGUUAUUUAUCAAGGGGAAAAGAUGUGUGUUAUAAAGUAAACAGAGUCUAUAUUUUAUAUAUAAUGUAGAUAGCAAAAAUAGCUUAUAAAUUAUAGAAGGUUUUGGGUUUUCUUUUUUAUUAUUAAAGAAAAAAAACAGACAAUGAAUGCAACUGUUCCUAGUGUUUUAAAAGUCAAAUUACUGUGGGAGUUGGAGGCAGC
Molecule: messenger RNA, 7103 nt
Organism: Sciurus carolinensis (gray squirrel)
Lineage: Eukaryota; Metazoa; Chordata; Mammalia; Rodentia; Sciuridae
Gene: Gfod1
Product: glucose-fructose oxidoreductase domain containing 1
Exons: 2
Coding region: 709-1881 (390 amino acids)
Molecular function (GO): nucleotide binding
Source: RefSeq, a predicted model, not a curated record